AUGCGCGCGGCCACGGCAAGUGACAGCCAUUCCACGAAUCAUCAUGCGUGCCUGCGUUCUUCUUCUUUUCGUCGUCGCUGCGGUGACUCUGAUGUAGAUGAUGUUGUAAACCUCCGCGUGGAAAACGUCACUGAAGAAAAGGAGUGCCUGGGGGAGUGCGUGAUGGAGCAGCUGGGCAUGUGGAAGGACGGCAAGUACGUGGCGACCUCUUUCGGGCUGCGCGUCAAGCUGUUGAAGCUGCUGCACGCGGCCGACCCGGCCAAAGUGGCGGAUGUGGAGCGGCUCGUGCACCACUGCAGCCACUACAGCGAGACUCACGCUGGGGGCAGAAAAUGCAACGUUUUCCGCCACGGUGUGAGCUGCGUUUUGGGAAAGGUCCAGUGAUCAAUAACACGAAACGAAAUUAUGAAGAUGAGUCUCGUUCCAGACCUAUCGAAGGCCGACCUGCCACAACACGAUCACGUCGACUACUCUCAGAUUUAAUGACGGUGACUUCUGGUGUACGACUUGCUGGGACUUGGUUGUCCAAUCAGGAGCUCCGUUACUAAAAAUUAAGUCGUACCAAAGCUCCCGAUUGGAUAACCGCGUCCAGCGGAUCAAACGUCGGAAGUCGCCACAAUGAAAUCGGAGCGCACUCACGAAAACUACUCAUCUGAAAUCGAUAACUCCACAAAAAUACUCAGAGAGUUGGUUCUAUAGAAUAUAUGAUUGAUUAAUAUCAUACAAUGGAUCUUGUUGCUAUAAGGAAAACAUGACCCACUCUUGAUAAUAAUAAAUUGUUACAGCUGUAAACACAAAUAUAUUUUACUAAAGUGUUGUAGUAAAAUACAAUAUAUUCAUUAUGAUGAAUUUUCAAAAGAAUGCCUUUUAUUGGUACAAAAGAACAAAAAGAAAAAAAUGGUGUUCUUAUUACUUGUAACUUCGUUAAUGAACGAGUAUAUUCUAAUCGUAAUAACAUUGUUGAAACAUUUCCUUUAUGAUUCCUUGAUAAAUAAAAUACAAAACUAAUUCUCAACUUUUGUCUAAUCUAAAGCACACGAGAAGACGAACAUGUUACCUUCACAGUUAGUCCAGACAC
Messenger RNA from Gryllus bimaculatus (two-spotted cricket), 1078 nucleotides. Lineage: Eukaryota; Metazoa; Arthropoda; Insecta; Orthoptera; Gryllidae. The record is from the annotation of a GenBank genome assembly.